This is a messenger RNA of Egretta garzetta (little egret), 842 nucleotides long. It is a transcript of the gene POLR2E, whose product is annotated as RNA polymerase II, I and III subunit E. The transcript has 6 exons. The record is from RefSeq and is a predicted model, not a curated record. The annotation marks the transcript as partial. Gene Ontology annotation, biological process: DNA-templated transcription. Gene Ontology annotation, cellular component: RNA polymerase II, core complex; RNA polymerase III complex; RNA polymerase I complex. NCBI's taxonomy places the organism in Eukaryota, Metazoa, Chordata, Aves, Pelecaniformes, Ardeidae. Gene Ontology annotation, molecular function: DNA binding; DNA-directed RNA polymerase activity.
GGGCGCUCUCGGCAGCUCCGCCACGACCGGGGCUACCUGGUGACCCAGGACGAGCUGGACCAGACGCUGGAGGAGUUCAAGGCGCAGUUCGGGGACAAACCCAGCGAGGGCCGGCCCCGGCGCACGGACCUGACGGUGCUGGUGGCUCACAACGACGAUCCCACCGACCAGAUGUUCGUCUUCUUCCCGGGUGAGCGGGGCUGGGCUCCAGAGGGACCUGGCCAGGCUGGAUCCCUGGUAGAUAUGGCUCCCAAAUACAUCCUGGAGCAGUUCCUGCAGCAAGAGCUCCUGAUAAACAUCACAGAACACGAGUUGGUCCCAGAGCAUGUUGUCAUGACAAAGGAAGAGGUAACUGAGCUGCUGGCCAGAUAUAAGCUGAGAGAGAACCAGCUCCCGAGGAUACAGGCCGGGGAUCCUGUGGCCCGGUACUUCGGAAUAAAGCGUGGCCAGGUAGUGAAGAUCAUCAGGCCGAGCGAGACUGCGGGCCGCUACAUCACCUACAGACUGGUGCAGUAACCCGGAGCCGUCGGGUGUGGAAGAGUUGUGUGGCACCUCCUGAUCUUCCCGUCCGCGCGCAGUUCACAGAUGCUCAGAGACGUCUGCCUUCUCAUAGAUGGCCAAGAAAAUGCUCUUGCCGUGUCGCCUCUAUGCAGUUGUGUUACUGGGCCUAAUUCCUUGUUUUCCAGCAUGGAUUUGCUGCAACUCCUUACUCUUCACGAGGCGUCAGGCUGUGGGAGUAACCUGAAGCAACUGAUUUGUGCAGGGAGGAAGCGAGUGGAAAAAGGCUUUUGCUUUCCUAUUUUAUUUAUAGGAUCUUAUUUUUAAUAAAGGUUUGUACUCUC